AUGGCAACAUAUACUAACAUAUCAGAUAUAGUAUCACAUUCUUUCCCCGCUACUUCUUCCCGCACAAUCGUCACGCACAUCACUCGACCAUUCACUGCUCCCAAAUCUACCCGCAGCCAGGCUAGUUUGCAGCCUCAGCAGUCCGCUCCAGCAGGACAAGCUGAUUCUCUCCCACUCACUAAUCUACCAUAUUUUAUCCGCCGAACCCCUUCGAACCAACUACCCAUUUACCUCGUUACCAAGGCCGGCGGAACCAAGCAGGAGACUCGACUCCGUAAGACAGAAGGAGACCUUAAUGCUCUUCGAGAUGAUUUGGUGAAAUACCUUGGCCUUGAAUCUAAGCCAUCGGAGGUAUAUAUCAACCAGACGAACGGACACAUUACAAUAAAGGGAUGGCGAAAGCCAGAAGUUACGCAAUUCCUCCUUGAUCGACGAUUCUGA
Messenger RNA from Trichophyton benhamiae CBS 112371, 441 nucleotides. RefSeq lists its product as uncharacterized. The coding region runs from base 1 to 441 and encodes 146 amino acids. Gene Ontology annotation, biological process: translation. The record is from RefSeq and is a predicted model, not a curated record. The transcript has 2 exons. Lineage: Eukaryota; Fungi; Ascomycota; Eurotiomycetes; Onygenales; Arthrodermataceae. Gene Ontology annotation, molecular function: structural constituent of ribosome. Gene Ontology annotation, cellular component: ribosome; mitochondrial large ribosomal subunit.